This is a messenger RNA of Dipodomys spectabilis (banner-tailed kangaroo rat), 504 nucleotides long. RefSeq names its product cornifin-A-like. The coding region runs from base 1 to 504 and encodes 167 amino acids. The record is from RefSeq and is a predicted model, not a curated record. The transcript is spliced from 2 exons. NCBI's taxonomy places the organism in Eukaryota, Metazoa, Chordata, Mammalia, Rodentia, Heteromyidae.
AUGAGUUCCUACCAGCAGAAGCAGCCCCUUGUUCCACCCCCUCAGCCUCAAGACCAGCAGAGGAAACAGCCCUCCCAGCCUCUACCAAAAGUACCCUUUGUUCCCAUCACCACGGAACCAUGCCACCCAAAUGUUCCACAACCUGGGAACACCAAACUUCCUGAGCCAGGCUGUAGCAAGGUCCCUGAGAAGGGAUACACUAUAGUCCCUGAGCCAGGCAGCACUGUGGUCCCUGGACCAUGCAACACCAGUGUCCCUGAUCCUGGCUCUGCCACAGUCCCAGGGCCAUGCUGCACCACAGUCCCUGAGCCAGGCUAUUCAAAGGUUCCUGGGCCUGGUUAUACCACAGUGACUGGGCCAUGCAAUACCAGUGCCCCUGUGGCAGGCUGCACCACAGUCCCUGAGCCAGGCUAUUCCAAGGUACCAGAACCAAGCCAGUCCAAGGUUCCUCAGUCUUGCCCCUCAGUAGUCACUCCAAGUCCAGCUCAACCGAAGACCAAGUAA